AGAAGAGUAGUUCGGCUCCCAGUGUGGAAGAUGGCGGCGUUCUGUGCGGUGCUAGCUGUGGGUAGCGGCCGGUGUGCACGGCGCAUGUUGCGGUGGCCUCGAGCCAGCGCGCGGGUUUCGAUCAGAACAGCUGCCCACUUCACUUUCCAGGCGGACCCCGAGCCCACCGAGUAUGGACCAACUCAAAAGAUGAAUCUUUUCCAAUCUGUACAUAGUGCUUUGGAUAAUACUUUGGCCAAGGACCCAAGUGCAGUUAUAUUUGGUGAGGAUGUUGCUUUUGGAGGUGUGUUUCGAUGUACAGUCGGAUUGAGAGAUAAGUAUGGUAAAGACAGAGUUUUCAACACACCCUUGUGUGAACAGGGAAUUGUUGGAUUUGGCAUUGGUGUUUCAGUUGCUGGCGCAACAUCGAUUGCAGAGAUCCAGUUUGCAGACUACAUAUUUCCAGCAUUUGAUCAGAUUGUAAAUGAAGCUGCUAAGUAUCGAUACCGGUCUGGAGAUCUAUUUGACUGUGGCAGUCUCACUAUCCGAGCACCAUGGGGAUGUGUGGGACAUGGUGCCCUUUAUCAUUCUCAAAGUCCUGAGGCCUUCUUCGCUCACUGUCCUGGAGUCAAGGUGGUCAUUCCCAGAAGUCCAAUUCAGGCUAAAGGCUUGUUGCUUUCAUGCAUAGAAGAUCGAAACCCAUGCAUUUUCUUUGAACCCAAGAUACUGUACAGAGCAGCAGUGGAGCAAGUACCUGUAGAACCAUAUUACAUCCCAUUAUCUCAAGCAGAGAUUCUACAAGAGGGAAGUGAUGUUACUCUUCUUUCUUGGGGCACACAGGUUCACGUUAUUCGAGAAGUGGCAGAUAUGGCACAAGAAAAGCUGGGCUUGUCCUGUGAAGUCAUCGACUUGAGAACCAUUUUACCAUGGGAUAUAGAAACCGUGUGCAAGUCUGUGACAAAAACUGGCCGGUUAUUAAUCAGUCAUGAGGCUCCAGUGACGGGAGGUUUUGCAUCUGAAAUUAGUUCUACUGUACAAGAAGAGUGCUUCUUGAACCUUGAAGCUCCAAUAGCUCGAGUAUGUGGCUAUGACACUCCAUUUCCCCACAUGUUUGAACCUUUCUAUAUUCCUGAUAAAUGGAAAUGCUUCGAUGCUCUAAAAAAAAUGAUGAACUACUGACAGCAAAUUAUCUUUAAUAUCCUAGAAGCACAAAAGACCAACAUUUAUUAAGAAUUUUGUGGAGUUGGGAGUGACUCAUCUAAAACAUACUUUUUGGAGAAUGCUGUGGAGUAUAGAAAUACCAGAAUCCUAAACCCACAGACGUUUGACUUCAGGACAAAACAAGUUGCAAGAAAAAAAGUGAACCUGAAUCUCUUUGUUUGGGGAGUUUGUUCCAUAAAAUGGUUUCCAUUUUUAAGGAUGAUGCCUAAUAACAUAAUAAAUCUGAUUAUAUCUUC
This is a messenger RNA of Pelobates fuscus (common spadefoot toad), 1436 nucleotides long. It is a transcript of the gene BCKDHB, whose product is annotated as branched chain keto acid dehydrogenase E1 subunit beta. Gene Ontology annotation, molecular function: catalytic activity. NCBI's taxonomy places the organism in Eukaryota, Metazoa, Chordata, Amphibia, Anura, Pelobatidae. The coding region runs from base 31 to 1158 and encodes 375 amino acids. Gene Ontology annotation, biological process: branched-chain amino acid catabolic process; response to nutrient. The record is from RefSeq and is a predicted model, not a curated record. The transcript is spliced from 11 exons.